Molecule: messenger RNA, 2786 nt
Organism: Lycium barbarum (goji berry)
Lineage: Eukaryota; Viridiplantae; Streptophyta; Magnoliopsida; Solanales; Solanaceae
Exons: 3
Coding region: 455-1837 (460 amino acids)
Source: RefSeq, a predicted model, not a curated record
UUUAGGCGAAAAAUGAUUAGACAACUUCCUUUGAUAUGUGGGCAUUUCGAGUUUUGGGCUAAAAUCAUCCCUCUACUAUGGGCCAAGCCUAAGGUACAUCCUCGUGUUACCAUAGUGAGCAAAAAACAUCCUUGUACUAUUCAAAAAGCGGCAAAAUCCAUCCUUCUGUUAGAAGCUGUCAAGAAACUCACGGUCCCAACAAAAGAACGUGCCAAGCACGUGGCUUUCAACCUAAAUUUUCCAAAUAUCUCCUUCCCGCCCGAUCGUCUUCCACCUUUCAGCAAACUAAUACUUCUAAAACCAGCAGUUUCUUUCCAUAUAUGAACUUUGGAGAAUAAUCUAGGGUUACUCGAUGAAGAAAAGCAGAGUGUUCUCCUGAACAAAACAGAGGACUCUUUUUCUCACACUUCAUAAACAAGAUACUGUGGGUUGGAGCAAAGAAACAAUAGAAAGAAUGUUGGCUCGAUGUUUAAGUGGCCGAUCAUCCACACCCAACUAUGAUCCUAUCUCUGAAGCCUUACUUUUCACAAUUAAAGUACACCAUGGUGGAUCAUUUGUUCGUACUCCGACACGAGGCUACAUAGGUGGGAAAGUCGAAUAUUUUGACUAUGUAAAUGGGACAACGAUAAAGCUAUCAGAUUUUAAGAAUAUGGCCGAGCAAUGUAAUUAUGACAAGGAGUCAGUGGUGUUUUGGCAUAAAUAUGGUUUAAACCUUUAUAAGGUUCGAUUAGUCGGGAGCAACACUAAAGCUACUAGAGUUGCUACUUGCAUUCCAAAGGAUAGAGUGGUUGAGAUAUAUUUUGAACAUUUGGAUUUCUAUCGUGACGAAAAUCAAUGUCAUGAGGAAACAGAAAUGAAUUCUUUACCAAUGAUUGAUGUAGGAGCAAGCAGUGAUGAUUCUCAUGAUAGUGAUUUUGAAGAUUCUGAUUAUACUUUGGAGGAAGAUGAUCUAUUGUUCUCCAAAAACGUUGACCCUUCGGCUGAAUCUUUUGGGAUAAGUAUCCAUGGGAAAACGAAGAAAAAUGAUGCAACGCAAGAUUAUGUAAGUGAAGAUAUGCGAAGAAAGAUGCAGAAUGAGGAGGGUGACUCGGAUUGCGUAGAUUCUGAUGACACAAGGAGUUUGAAUAGUGACUGCGAUUCUGAAACUAAUGAUUGUGAGUUUCCCAAGCACAACCCAAAAACUGAUGCCCUUAAUCCUAAAUUAGAGUUGGGAAUGGUAUUUGGUAACAAAAAAGAGUUUAAGGAAGCUGUCAUUGCAAAUCAAGCCAAAAUUGGAAAGUCAAUCAAGUGGAUCAAAGAUGACAGAGAAAGAGCUAGGGCAGAAUGUAGACGUAAAAAGUCUGGAUGUAAGUGGAAGAUAUUGGACUCGGCAAUGCAAAGGGACACGUCUUUUCAAAUAAAGACGUUUGAUUCCGAUCAUACUUGUUUUGGGUGGAAUUAUAAGAAUAAAAUCAUCACUUCAAGCUGGAUAGCAAGGAGGUAUAUUGAUAGAAUUAAAUCAAAUAAGACUUGGAAAGUAUCAGAAUUCAGAGAUACAUUGAGUAGGGAAUUACAAUUGCAUGUGAGUAUACAUCAAGCAAGAAGGGCAAAGGAAAAGGCUAUUGCAAUGAUCGAUGGACAUAUCAAUGAUCAGUUUAGUAUAUUAUGGAACUAUUGUAAUGAAAUUGUUAGAACCAAUCCUGGUACUUCUGUUUUCAUGAAACUAACUUCAAAUGAAAGUUCUGACAAGCUGAUGAGAUUUCAGAGAUUUUAUGUUUGCUUUGCAGCUUGUAAAGCUGGUUUCAAGGCAGGUUGUAGGAAAAUUGUUGGGAUGAAAAACAUUCUAGAAAUAGAAUAAAGCGUCGGAAAUGAUUGAAAACUUAACAAAUUCACCAAGUGAUUCAACCUAUCAAUAAUACCAAUGCAGUUGAGAAUCUCAAUGAAGAAUGGUACCUCUCUAAUCUAGAAAACUCAACUUUGCAAGAAAACAAGAUUAACCUACUUUGAUCUAUGUUGCUCGGACUCUUCAAAAUGUCAACUAAUGCGUGUCGGAUUCGUCAACAGUAGUGUGUUUUUGGAGAAUUCAACACAGGUGCGGCAUUAAAAGUGAAGAGUCCGCGCAACUUAGACUUUGAUUUUUAGUGUCGAGAUAUUUCUUUAUGUAUUACAAAAUGAAUACAAUACUGGAUUAUCCAAACCAGAAUGAGAAAAGAAACAAAAUUGUCACAUCAUUCUAACAUUUUAUCAAACAGGUAAGGGACAUCUUAAUGUCCAGUUAUCAAAUCUUGGUAAUUUCUAAUAGUUCUUAGCAAGCAAUAAUUUUUGUAAAAAUGAUGAAGAUGAGGAGAACACAAGUCAAAUACAUUAACCAAUUAUAGACAUAGCUUGCGAACUUUUACCAUGUCUUGUGAGGAGCGAUGACAAUGUAGACAUAGCUUUGAGUUGGAGUAGAAGAGUUGGAGCUAUGGUUUCUAUUCCUAGAAGUUCUAGGCUAUUUUAGUUGAAGGAAAAUUGAGUUAUUGAAGUCUCUGCUUUGCUGUGGUGGACGACAAUGAGAAGGAUACUUGGAAAAUUUAAGGGGAAAGCCACGUGCUUGGCACGUUCUUUUGUUGGGACCGUGAGUUUCUUGACAGCUUCUAACAGAAGGAUGGAUUUUGCCACUUUUUGAAUAGUACAAGGAUGUUUUUUGCUCACUAUGGUAACACAAGGAUGUACCUUAGGUUUGGGCUAUAGUAGAGGAAUGAUUUUAGCCAAAACUCGGGCAUUUCUCUUAUAGCUUUUGGAGUACAUUGACAUGGAAAAGAAUC